Cantharellus anzutake is the source of this 1122-nucleotide messenger RNA. RefSeq names its product Oxysterol-binding protein. Gene Ontology annotation, molecular function: sterol binding. NCBI's taxonomy places the organism in Eukaryota, Fungi, Basidiomycota, Agaricomycetes, Cantharellales, Hydnaceae. Bases 1 to 1122 code for a protein of 373 amino acids. Gene Ontology annotation, cellular component: membrane; cytosol; cortical endoplasmic reticulum. The transcript has 12 exons. The record is from RefSeq and is a predicted model, not a curated record.
AUGUCCAACCUCAGGGAUGAGAAUGAAGGCUCUAUCAUCAUGUCGCUGAUAUCCCAACUACGAAUCGGCAUGGAUCUAUCAAAGGUCGCUUUCCCAACAUUCGUUCUGGAGCCGCGCAGCAUGCUACAACGCAUCACGGACUUCAUGAGUCACCCAGAUCUAAUCUUUGGAGCUGAGAACGAAGCGGACCCAGAGGAACGGUUUUUGAGAGUCCUCCGAUAUUAUAUGUCCGGGUGGCACAGAAAACCCCGGGGAGUCAAGAAACCGUAUAAUCCAACACUUGGAGAGUUCUUUCGUUGUCGCUUCGAAUACAAGGACGGGUCGAAAGGAUUCUAUAUUGCUGAGCAAGUAUCACAUCAUCCACCGAUAUCUGCGUACUUCUAUGUGUCCCCUGCUAACAGGCUCGUCAUCGCUGGAGAGCUUAGACCGAAAUCAAGGUUUCUUGGAAAUAGUGUGUCAACAAUUAUGGAAGGGGAAAAUCGGGUAGUUUUCCUGGGCAAACCCGAGGACGGCGAGUAUGUGAUUUCCAUGCCCAACAUGUACGCUCGAGGCAUACUGUUCGGGAAGAUGGUGCUUGAGCUCGGUGAUACGAGUGUUGCACGAUGCAAGAACACUGGCCUAUCUUGUGAAAUCAACUUCAAGACCAAGGGCAUGUUCUCAGGGACAUACAAUGCUGUAAGUGGCAAAGUCAAAAAGGAUGAUGGCUUCGAAGUGGGAGAAGUCAGUGGAACAUGGAGUCAGAGUAUGCAAUUUAAGUCAGCCCGGGGAAACACUCGGACAUUAUUUGAUGUUGUUGCUGAGGGAAAGGACCUUCCGAGAAUGAUUAUUUCCUCUGAAGAAGAGCAAGAACCAAAUGAGUCUCAAAGACAAUGGUCUAAGCUUACGAAGGCCAUUGGAGAAAAGAAUAUGGAUGCCGCAACGGGUGCGAAGGUCUCCGUUGAAGAUGCUCAACGCGAACUAGCAAGGCGGAGAGAGGAGAAGAACGAAAAAUUCGUGCCCAGAUUCUUCGAAUUACGAGACGGCCUCUGGAAGGUCAAAUUCGAGCUUCCACCUACCCCUGAAGAACAAAUCGCAGCUGUAGAAGCCUGGAUAUGGCCAAAGGAAGUAGAGCCUUCCGCAUAA